UCAUCUUGCUCGGCAAAAGACGCAUUUUGGGAGAAUCUUUCGUAUGAUAUUUUCGUGUCAACACAGAAUAUUUGGUUAUGAGAUGAAAGUUGAGCUUGUUGGAAGGAAUCCUUAUUGAUAUUUAAUUGUAACUACUGUUGAAAUUACCAAGAUGUCAGAACAUGGAAGUAAAAAUCCACCAUCUGGCAAUUCUGAAAAUGUGAAUAUCUCUCAAGAUGGCAGACCGGCCCUGAGAAGACCUAUGCCAGACACACAACAGAGGUUGUUGAAUGGAAGUCCUGGAACUGGAAACCAACAAGUCAGCCCCAAGAAGCCAGCUAAACAGCUGUCUGUUAAUGCACCAGAAUUUGUACCUAAGUUCACCAUCCCACCACCUCCCCUUACAGUGCCAAAGCCACAGGCGGGUCAAGGGGAUGGUUUAAUGAAGCCUAAUCUGUCCGUCACAGCAGCAGAAUUUGUUCCCAGAGGUCAACCAGCUUACACGCAUGUGCAGAACAACUUGUUUGAGGACUUCCAGCGACUUGUGAGCAUCACUCCAUCACAUGUUAGUGCACCAGCAUCAAAGCCUACAUCAGAUAAAGUCAUUAGCGACUUCAAAACAAUGCUGUUCAACAUGACCAUUCAACCAGGAAAUAUAGAGGAAUAUCUUAGCUCCAUAGUCAAUAUCAUGAAGAAUGUCGCAGAUGAGACUGUUGUCCGAGAAGUCAUAGAAAUUCUCUUUGAGCAGUGUGUAACAGAACCAAACUUUCGUUAUACUGGGGCAAGAGUCUGCAGGCACAUGACUAAAGAGCUGAAACAUGUUAGAGCAUUUGCUAAUUUUAGAACCCAAUUCCUCACUAGAUGUAAAGAAGACUAUCUAAAGAAAGAUGACUGGGCACUGAGUGCUGACACCAUACCAAGGUUGUGUGGAUUCACAAUGUUUAUUGGAGAACUAUUUCUUAAUCUAGAGGUUGAUAAUCCCGAUGGCACUUCACAGAAGGUUGGUGUAUUAAGAUUUGUGCUGCGUGAUCUUCUGCUAGCCCUCUUAUCUAAUCCAAAUGAUACAACAGUCAAGUCAGUAACACAACUCUUAAAGCUAACUGGUUCAACAAUAGAGGAUACUGCUCAUUUAAAUGCCAAUCCAGAGGAACGAGAUUAUAGUAAGGUGUUUCAACAAUUACAACAGUUAAACAUGUCCCAAGAUCUAAACCAGACAUCACAUCUGUUGAUUAAAUCAGUUUUAAAUCUGAAAGAAAAUAACUGGGGGAGAGAGUCCACUUCAUCCACCUCAUCUCAGCCUGACAGUCACUCUCAGUCAUAUUCCCAAGGCUUCUCUACUAAUGAACCAGUAUUCUAUAACCAGCAAGGACAGACAAUAACACGGGAAGAGGCAGGUUACUAUGACGACUAUACAGACUACAUGUUAGAACAGGAAGCAGAAGCCUAUGCCUACAUGCAAGCAGGAGACACUGGCUAUCAGAGCAAUUAUGGAAACAACAUCAGCAGUUAUAACCGUACUCAAAGUCUUAAUCACAAUGGAAACGGCUACCAUCAACAGAAUCCAUCAGACUACCAAGCAUGGUCAUCAAAUCCUGAUGAUGUAGCAUAUGAAGAAGACUAUAAUUAUUCAAACAUGGUGAAUUAUGAUGAGAAUUACAUGGAUGAUGAGAUGGAGGCAGCUUAUGAGGAGUUCUUACGUUCCCAAAAUCAAGGUCACCGAUGACAUCCCAAGGAUACUUGAAUUUAUACUGCAGGCGAUGCUACUGUGUGAUAGUCAGACAUCAAUCUUGUAAAGAGCAGCUGUGUUUUGUUGAAAUCCAAGUAUCAGUCACAAUAUGACAUGAUAAAUUGGAGUAGCUCCUGCAGUGGCAUGGUUCCGCAUUUAAUCUCAAAGAAACGGGUAAAUUUGAGCAGAAAAAAUCAGCAGAGUAACUGUCAUGUUUCAGUUUUAAAAUGGCAGCAGUCUCCAUUGUAAACACAAUAUAUGAGGGUGCCGUACUGCCUGGUGUCAGGACCCAGUAACUACAAUCUGGAUUGAUGAGUUCCCAAAACAGUGUUACAUGUUAAUUUGAAGUGGUCAGUCAUAAUGUUUACCAACGUGCCAACUUGUGUAAUGUGAUAGAAAAGUUUGAACAUUAUUAUGAAGCAUUUAAAAUUAAUUGUAUCAAUACAAUGUAUUUAGGUUUUAUUCAAUUCAGAAUACUUGAUACUGAAGCAGUUUGGACUUAUUAUCCGAGACUUUUUGCUUUUUUUGUGUCAGACUGUCACACACAGCACAUUUGUGAAUAUUCACAUAAUUGGUGGACUGAACUAAUGAAUAUUCUCAUAUUUCUCACAUGAAUUUGAUGAAUAUUUAUACUUGUAGCAGAAUAAACAUUCUUCAUAGAUUUAUUUGAUGAAAGUUCAAUCAUUUGUCUGACUGAUGCAGAAUGGUGAAAUGGAUGUUAUACAUCUACCAAUAUUAUUAAAAAAAAGAGUGAAAAAACUAGUGUGAGAGGGAGAAGAAACACUUCCAUUUUAUGCUGUUGCUAAAUAACCCAUACAUUAUAAACUAUUUUUGUAUAUUUUGCGUUUUUGACAAGACAUGUGACAAUGUUAGUUAUGUGGAUUCUGUGUUUCUGACAUGUGACAAUGUUAAUUACAAUGUCUAUGGAUUUUGCAUUUCUGAAAUGUAACAAUGUCCUUUUUGUGGAUUUUUACGUUUCUGACAUGUGACAAUGUGAGUUAUGUGAAUAUUGCGUUUCUGACAUGUGUCAAGUUAAUUGUUGAUUUUGCGUUCUGACAUGACAAUGUUUAUGUGGAUUUUGCAUUUUUGACAUGUGACAUUGUUUGUUAUGUGGAUUUUGUGUUUCUGACAUGUGACAAUGUUAUGUGGAUUUUGCUUUGAUAAACAUGUUAACUUGGUGAGGUUUUUUUUAACUACUGUGACGGGACAGAGCUGCUAUAACAGGUCACUGUUUUGUGUACGUCGGAAACGUUACUUAGCUUUGUGUCAGUAAAAUAUAGCAGAGUUAACAAUAGUAUACCAUAUUACAUUUGUAAUGGUGAACGGUAGUCGGGCACUGUGGUGUUAUUCUACUAAGGUGUACCAACACUGGACUGUUUACCAUUACAGUGAAUUGUUAGUAGUCUAUUGUAACUUUGUACAACAUUCAUGCUUGCUUGUGAUCUGUGUUCUGACAGAAGUAUUGACUAAACCAAAAAAUGCCCAGCACCUGUACAUAAGCUGGUUAUCAAUAAUAUUUCUGAAAAUUUAGUCUGCAGAAAAUUUCUGAGCACUGUCAGGACCCGAUAUUUUUUACCAAUUGCCGAGUCACAGAUAAAAAAGGUUCUGAGUAUUGUAGUGACAAGAAUAAAAUAAAUACAAUCAAAUUUGCUUUUAGGUUAUCCUUUGUAUGUUCCACCAAGAAAGGUUUACAAUACAGUUUUAAUCUAAGGUCAAUAUGUUGAAAGUGAUUGCCCUGUCUGAAUUAGUACUGUUAACAUUAACUGUAGUGUACAGUAAUGCUGAAUUAUACAACUUAGCUCACUAUAACAGUUGUGUACUGUAGAACGUUUCAUUGUGCAAUCUGCAACAAUGGCCAUUAUAUGCAUUUCAUUUGUUCUGUUCCUUCCUUUGUUUCCCCCCGAUCAAUAUAAGUAUAGCAUGUGGAAUCAUGAACAACCCACACAUCUUCAAGAUUUGUAUGAGUGGAGCUUUUGAUUAUAAAAUCAAUCCAUGGAACCAGUACAUUGUAUGUGGUUACGUUGUGAAUAUGAUUUACAUGUUGACAGUGUUUAGAGAUGUAAUAACAAUUUCAUUUUUGCAUUUGAAUGGGAAAAAAAACUUAUUUAUUAAUGUAGAAACUAAAAUUAUUCAGUAGUGCUAUAAACACUGUUUUAAUAAGUUUAAAAAUCGCAAUAUUUGUGUUUGUAAAAAAAACUUAUGUUUAUUUGCAGGAGUAGAGUACAUGAUCAGAUAUGUUUACACUCACCAACAUCAUCAACAUUACAAUAUUUAUAAUUUAUUGUUCAUGGCCUAUUUUACUGUCUUGUAACACUUAAUUUUCUGCAACUUUUCCAAGUGCUAGCAACCUGUGCAUUCAAACAGAAGAUGCCCGGAACAUGACAAAACAAUAAAAUUUCCUAUUAAAAGAUAACAA
Messenger RNA from Pecten maximus, 4121 nucleotides. Its product is annotated as polyadenylate-binding protein-interacting protein 1-like. The transcript has 11 exons. The record is from RefSeq and is a predicted model, not a curated record. NCBI's taxonomy places the organism in Eukaryota, Metazoa, Mollusca, Bivalvia, Pectinida, Pectinidae. Gene Ontology annotation, biological process: regulation of translational initiation. Gene Ontology annotation, molecular function: protein binding; translation activator activity; RNA binding. The coding region runs from base 152 to 1702 and encodes 516 amino acids.